This is a messenger RNA of Ustilago hordei, 411 nucleotides long. RefSeq lists its product as uncharacterized. The transcript has a single exon. The coding region runs from base 1 to 411 and encodes 136 amino acids. NCBI's taxonomy places the organism in Eukaryota, Fungi, Basidiomycota, Ustilaginomycetes, Ustilaginales, Ustilaginaceae. The record is from RefSeq and is a predicted model, not a curated record.
AUGCUUUGUGCAAUGCUUUCCACAACACUUUGCACCAUCUUUCUCACUCUCCUCUCUUCCCUCUUCACCAUCACCUUCACCAUCACCUUCCAUUCUAACCAUAACCCCCUUCUCUUCCUUGUGGUCCUCUACACCAUGGUGUGCUUCAGCAUGAAACAGGGCCAGCUCAAUAGCAGCAUUCAAACUCUGGAAGUAUCAUUGCCUGCUGAACUUGAUCAGUAUGCAGAAGAGUUGCAAGACCUGCACUUUGAUGUGGAUGAUUAUGAUAGCAGCCCUGACACUGAUGAUGGCCCAACACCUCUUUCAGCAGGCCUCAUUCACAUGUACAUCCUCAUUGCCCAGCAGCAAUACUCAGUCUCACAGAUUCACACCCAAGGCCACUCCAAAAAGCUGAUAGAGCUCCUGGACUGA